This is a messenger RNA of Penicillium canescens, 1509 nucleotides long. RefSeq names its product dolichyl-P-Glc:Glc1Man(9)GlcNAc(2)-PP-dolichol alpha-1,3-glucosyltransferase ALG8. Gene Ontology annotation, molecular function: dolichyl pyrophosphate Glc1Man9GlcNAc2 alpha-1,3-glucosyltransferase activity. Bases 1 to 1509 code for a protein of 502 amino acids. Gene Ontology annotation, biological process: protein N-linked glycosylation. The record is from RefSeq and is a predicted model, not a curated record. Lineage: Eukaryota; Fungi; Ascomycota; Eurotiomycetes; Eurotiales; Aspergillaceae. Gene Ontology annotation, cellular component: endoplasmic reticulum membrane. The transcript is spliced from 6 exons.
AUGGCUGAAUUAUACCCCUCGCUAACGCAAUGCGCCAUCGUCGCUGCUGCGUUCAAGGUUCUGCUGUUCCCCGCAUAUAAAUCUACCGAUUUUGAGGUUCAUCGGAACUGGCUCGCCAUAACCCACUCCCUACCUGUUCAGGAAUGGUAUUACGAGAACUCCUCCGAAUGGACACUCGAUUACCCGCCGUUCUUUGCAGCCUCUGAAUGGCUGAUGUCCCAAGCUGCCGCAUAUGUGGACCCUGCAAUGUUGGUGGUGAAGAACCUGGGCUAUGACUCGUGGCAGACCGUGUACUUUCAGAGAGCAACUGUCAUUUUGACGGAAUUCGUUCUUGUAUACGCGCUGAGUCGAUUCGUCAAGUCCGUCCCUUUGCCAAACAGGCUGGCUGCGCAUGUGGCUAGUCUUUCCAUUUUGCUAUCCCCAGGCCUCUUCAUAAUCGACCACAUCCACUUCCAAUACAAUGGGUUCAUGUACGGCGUUUUGAUUCUGUCAAUCGUCUUGGCCCGCAAGCAAUCGACUCUUCUCUACAGUGGGAUCCUGUUCGCAGUCCUGUUGUGCAUGAAACAUAUUUAUCUCUACCUUUCCCUCGCAUACUUCGUCUACCUCCUGCGCGCCUACUGUCUGGAUCCUAGGUCGGUAUUCCGCCCUCGUUUCGGAAACAUUUUCAAGCUUGGAGUGUGUGUGGUUGGUGUGUUCGCGAUUGCCUUUGGUCCCUUUGCGCAAUGGGGUCAGUUGCUGCAACUCAAGGAUAGACUCUUCCCAUUCUCCCGGGGGCUGUGCCAUGCCUAUUGGGCUCCGAAUAUUUGGGCAAUGUACUCGUUCACUGAUCGAGCUCUGAUUCCACUUGCUCCAAGACUGGGACUCCCUGUGAAUACCGACGCCUUGAACAGUGUUACGCGAGGACUUGUGGGAGAUACUUCCUUUGCCAUUCUUCCCGAGGUCACCAAGGAGCAUACCUUCUUGCUAACCUUCUUGUUCCAACUGAUCCCUCUAGUCAAGCUCUGGUUCCGUCCAGACUGGGAUACUUUUGUCGGAGCAAUCACACUCUGUGGCUACGCAUCCUUCCUCUUCGGCUGGCAUGUACACGAGAAGGCCAUUCUCCUAAUCAUCAUCCCCUUCAGCCUCAUCGCACUCAAGGACCGUCGGUACUUCAGCGCCUUCCGGCCUCUGGCAGUGGCGGGACACGUCUCACUCUUCCCAUUGUUAUUCACAGCUGCCGAGUUCCCCCUAAAGACCGUUUACACGGUGCUGUGGUUGGUGCUAUUCCUCUUCGUCUUUGACCAAGUCGCGCCCGUCCCAGAGCGGCCCCGUAUCUUCGUCUUUGAUCGGCUGGCACUACUUUACUUGACCAUCUCCAUCCCUCUGAUUGUGUACUGCUCUCUGGGCCACCAAUUGAUCUUCGGUUGGGACCGACUCGAGUUUCUGCCCUUGAUGUUUAUGAGCAGUUAUUCCGCGCUCGGAGUGGUCGGAAGCUGGGUGGGAUUCAUGGUGGUCUAUUUUACAGCAUAG